AUGGCUGGCCGAUUUCCGUCUCUGACGACACGGGUGUCGCAGCUCUCUAUCAGUUCCAUCACUGCGCCCACUCGCUCGUCUCUCCUCUCCUUGCUCGCUCCUCAAUUCCAUCAACAACAAACCCGCAAUGCCUCCAUCCUGAGCUCCAUUUCCGAUAACCCCGGUGCAUACAACAAACGAAUUCGAAGAGGUCGCGGUCCCGCCUCUGGAAAGGGUAAGACGUCUGGAAGAGGUCACAAGGGUCAAAAGCAGCACGGAAAAGUGCCGUAUGGCUUCAAUGGUGGUCAAACGCCCGAGAGCAUUGUGCAUGGUUCAAGGGGAUUUACCAACUACUGGUCUACUGACCUCAUAACCGUCAACCUCGACAAAAUCCAAGAAUGGAUCGACCAAGGCCGCAUCGACCCCAAAUACCCAAUCACAGUCCGCGAACUCUUCCACUCCAACUGCGUGCACCAAUUUCGCGACGGCAUAAAAUUGCUCGCUCGCGGUAAAGAAGAAGGCCUCAAACAACCCAUCCACAUCAUCGUUUCACGUGCCUCUGCAGAUGCCAUUGCCGCCAUUGAAGCGGCCGGCGGAUCCGUCACAACCCGAUUUUAUACAAAUGCAUCUAUAAAAAGGAUCUUGAUGGCGAAGACGCAUCCGUUCUACUCGCUGGCCUGGUCGGAGAAGAGCGGUAGUGAGUUCCUCAUCAAGGCUUUGGGUGCUGCAAACGAGCAGGAAGCGGCAGAGUUGAAGGAGUCGAAGGUUAUGGAGCGAGGAAAUUUUACGUAUCGUCUCCCGGACCCUACGCACAGAAAGGAUAUUGAGUAUUAUCGUGACCCUGCACACAGAGGAUAUCUGAGUCAUUUGGUCAAACCGAGUGAGGGACCCAGUUUGUUCUUCUUGUCACCCGCAGAGAGGAAAUCGUCGGCUGGUGUCAAGAAGGAGAAGACUUUGGCGCCGAAUAGGCUUUGGUAG
Molecule: messenger RNA, 957 nt
Organism: Talaromyces amestolkiae
Lineage: Eukaryota; Fungi; Ascomycota; Eurotiomycetes; Eurotiales; Trichocomaceae
Exons: 2
Coding region: 1-957 (318 amino acids)
Biological process (GO): translation
Cellular component (GO): mitochondrial large ribosomal subunit
Molecular function (GO): structural constituent of ribosome
Source: RefSeq, a predicted model, not a curated record